Molecule: messenger RNA, 942 nt
Organism: Aspergillus novofumigatus IBT 16806
Lineage: Eukaryota; Fungi; Ascomycota; Eurotiomycetes; Eurotiales; Aspergillaceae
Exons: 4
Coding region: 17-646 (209 amino acids)
Source: RefSeq, a predicted model, not a curated record
CUCUCAACUAACUGCAAUGUCUAUCGAGUCCCAAAUACUCAAUGGCCAAUGGGCCAGCGUCUACACGGUGGACAAUUCAGACGGAACUACCAACGGCGAAUCUGAUUUUGUUCUCUCGGCUGAAAGAGACCCGAACGACUGCACCCGGGCCCGCAUCAAGGGACAAGGUAUUGAUGAUGCUGGCUCGUUCACGAUCGCAGGAACGCUCGACUCAGAUGAUUCGAUGAAGUUACAAAAGAACUACAGCACACAUGGAUGGGUGUACUCUGGAAAAUUGGAUCCCGCGCUGAGUGUGGUGAAUGAUGAGGAUGUGGUAUCCGCGAGGGAGAGAAUUUGGCGGAUCAGUGGUCGAUGGAAAGGAACAUACAGCGCAGCCAAUGAAGACACCUGUUGGUCGUCCGAGUUCGAUUUGACCGCCUCCCCCGGGAAAAAGUCCGAACAGGUGGUCAUUGUAGGAAAGGGAACGGACAAUGCCGGUGCGUAUUGGAUCAAGGGGAUGGUGUUUCCCACCCACCAGGUGAUUUUCGUCAAGCAGUAUGCGCGACAUUCGUGGAUCUAUCGAGGGGAGCUAGACGAAGAUGGCAGUGUGAUGGAAGGGGACUGGGAAGGUAAAGGAAAUCAGGGGACGUUCAUUUUCGCGCACUGAGUUCGAGGAUGCUUUGGCACUAUGAGCUCUUGUUUCUUUUUAGUUUGCACAUUUUUCCAAAUUCUCAAAGGCAGAAUGAAUGGAGCUUAGAAUCCCAAGUCCGUCAAGGCAAAAACCCCAGUCCCUCCAACGGCGUUUUGAGGAGGGAGGGCAACGUCCUUCCACUGCGGUCCAGCAAACUUAUCGGUCAGAUCUUUCUCAUGUAAUGAAACGUCUUCCCCUCCCUCUUCCUCCUCAUCAGCAGCGGCCGUCUCACUGCUGAGCGAUAUGGGAAGGAUCCGGGACUGAAACUCCAC